This is a messenger RNA of Dermacentor silvarum, 5919 nucleotides long. RefSeq names its product coagulation factor IX-like. The transcript has 7 exons. The coding region runs from base 148 to 1152 and encodes 334 amino acids. Gene Ontology annotation, molecular function: serine-type endopeptidase activity. Gene Ontology annotation, biological process: proteolysis. The record is from RefSeq and is a predicted model, not a curated record. NCBI's taxonomy places the organism in Eukaryota, Metazoa, Arthropoda, Arachnida, Ixodida, Ixodidae.
UCUGCGGAGAGGCCUAACGAGCCCCUCCUCCCCGACCGAAGCGCUGUCGUCAUUUGGAAGCGCAUCUGUUCCCCUUCCUGCCUAUGCCUGGCCGCGAGCCGUGCAGCAGCCACUCGGCCGCAGACGGUCCGCCGACGACGCGAGCCCAUGCCGCGACCUGCCGCCGCCGCCCUCGCCUCCUCGGGACUCCUGGUCCUGCUGCUGUACGCCCUCGCGGACACCGCGGCCGGAGCGAUCUCCCUGUCCAAGGCCGAGGUCGACGAGUUCUGGAAUCAAUACAAAGAUGACCAACGGCCCCUUUGCCCGAGCGCUGCCUCGGAGCAGCACCGCUCCAGGAGGGUGGUCGGAGGCCGGGACGCUGGUGAGCCUAUCCCAUUCAUGGCCAGCCUCCAAAAGAACGUGACCGGGCUGUCCAAACCCUUCCCGUUCUGCGGUGCCAGCAUGCUGACCGAGAGGCACCUCGUCACCGCUGCUCACUGCCUCAAAAAUAAAACGGCGUCCAUGCUGUCGGUGAACGUGGGCGACUACAACCUGUCAUCGAGCGACGACGCCCAAAAUGUGGUGCGCAACGUGCUGAGAUUCAUACAGCACGAGGAGUAUGUCAUCUCCACGUACGACAACGACAUAGCCGUGCUCACGCUCGUGGAGCCGGUGCCGUGGGAGUCUCUCACUACGGUAGUCCUCCCACCUGUCAACUCGGACCUGGCGCAGGACACCACGGUCUGCGUCAUGGGCUGGGGAAGGCUCCAGUAUGAGGGCGCCAAGCCGACCACCCUGCAGAAGCUAUGCAUGCCCUCGGUGAACAGGACCGAGUGCCAGCGGCCACUGACGCACAAGGUGAACACGAACAUGAUCUGCGCCGGUGGCCGCGAGGGCCAGGACGCAUGCGUGGGUGACUCCGGCGGCCCACUGAUGGUGCAAGUAGGCAACUACGAGGCGAUCUGCGGUAUCGUGUCAUUCGGCAAGAAAUGCGCCCUCAAGGACGUGUACGGCGUAUAUACACGAGUCGGUCUCUUUGUUCCAUGGCUGUACGCGAAGACUCGGGACGCCAAGUGCAAGCCGUCUAUCAGCGACGAAGCAAGCUACCCCGACGUGACCCAAGUCACCACCAAGCCCGAUCUACCGGAGCUAGUCCCCGACAACCACAUCUAGGCCGCAUCACACAGCCUCCGAUAUACUGGGUGUUAAGCGAUUCGCAAGACAUUUCCUUGAAAAGUGCGUAUGGUAAGGGGUCCUGGCGCUCAGAUGUGCGGUAAUUAUUGUCUUGUACCACGUUCGACGAAGGAACUUGCUUGGUUACUCUCAAGGGAAAGUGCAAUAAUUCAGCACUGUCGCUUGUGCAUGUCACCAAUUGUCAAACUACUACACAACUUUAAAUAGUUGCAAAGGAACCAGGGGAAUAGACGUCGUCACCAGAUGGGGGACUCGAAAAAAAUGCCAUAGAAUUACAUCUCGGCGCGAAGUUUGAGCGUUCAAGGCACGGUCCAAGACGCACUUUUCUUGAGAAAUACGGUUGUUUUCGCACAGCCCGUGCUGAGGUAAGAAACUGCUCUUGGGGGCUCACCUGCACUAGCAGUUUCGAACGUGUAGUUCAGUCCACGAGCACGGUGUCCGCAAUUAAGUGGCGCGGAGGAUGCAAAUAGAUGCGCGGCGCCACAGCUACACGACCGCGUCUCGGUUAGUGCAACCGCGAGUGCACGCGAGCCCCCAAGGUGGUUCCCGGUGAUGUUACGUUUACGAACGUGUUUUGUGUGGGGAGAUUACUAUGUCCAAAGCACGAGGCUUGGUUCUUUUUUUUUUUUUCUGCUUUUUGAGAAGAGCGCCAGACCUACGCACGCAUAUCUCGUGCGACAAGACGGAUGCCAAUAUAGCCCAGCCUCAUGCCGAAGGAUAAAGGAACGGAAUUUUCCCGCGCGAUUGCGCUAAUGCGUUUUUUGGCGUAGCUGGAACAUUCCGUAGCCGUUUUCUGAGAAUGCGGUGGACGCCGUGCGCUCCGUGGCCUUUCUGUAGUGGUCUGAUAACCUUUUGCAACAAAUGGCGGGAGAAAGCAGCCAGGUGGUUGGCUUCACUAGAUGUAGUUGCACUAGCGUCGCCAAAAAAUCAGAAGGGGUUCAUUCUCCCCCUUUGCUGACCGCACAUGCAGUUGGCGCCCGUCAAUCUACCGAGCAGCGAUUCUCCCGCCUUUUCAGCAGCGCGUCCACCUCAUUUAGGCAAGGCAACACUGAUGUCGCUCAAAAUUAAUGUGUGCCAAAGAUAACGGUGAUAAAAUUUGGGGGAAACUCGUCCUUUCAAUACACCACGUCUGAUAUCUAGUCAACUAAAUGGCCCCGGCUGUGUGCCACGGCGACCACCGGUACGGGGCAGUCGCUGAGUGCUGACGCUCAAGUGACACCGUAUGCUCCUCGCAAAAAAGAAAAAAAGAAAAACUAUUUACUCAAUAUUUCAAAAGUUUGAGGUCUCUUACUGUUGCACCUUAUAGGUAUUGCAUGACGAUUUACUAGUUCCAUCUUUGCUACUGUCUUGUGGAACAAAUGGGGCAAAAUAUAAAUGUCGCAUAUGUUAACAUUUUGUUCUACAGACAAAAAGCAACACUUUUUUCUUCUUUAGUUGAAGAGUGAGUGUUUGCAAAACGCGUGCAAAAGUAGACGAGAUUUAGACGCAUGACAGCUCCGUGCGUAGUUCAGAAGUGUGAGUUAGCGGUGUGUAAUUAAAUUGUGCUACUUCUCAAGUUACCGCUACCCAGUGGUAAACAUUUUCCAUAAGGUUCAGAUGGCUAUACUUGCGGAUGACGAACAUUGGAGCGGCGGUCACCUCAGUAGAUACGCGAUUAAUUCGCAAAGGAAAUGGAUAUAACGAUUCCUGGGGGCGAGCCUGCUGUGCAAAGCACGCCCGAAAUCGCGAGCGAAUUUUUAACUUCCCAAAUGCACGCAACCACAUAUCGCUUUCCUCCUCCCUCUCUUAAUUAAAAGUGGCGUGCUUACUCUGACCGAUUUUCAGUGCGCGACCUGCCUCCGUGCUCUGGAUAAGGCAGCCGCCCCUCUGCCGUGCACCUGCAAUAAAGUGGGCUGUUCCUGGCACACCACAGAUCGGCGGAAGCUCGAAUAAGUGCGCCAGCAUGCACCCGGCACCGUGUGCUCACAGGGCAACUGAUGAAAGAGGCCAACAUACACGCGCACGCAUACGCCGUGUCCUGAAAUAGCAGCUUGAGGAUCUGUGCUAGCAUCGCGGCACCAUGAAGCCAAGGUUCAGCAAUACAUGCAUACUGCUAAGCAGUUUGCAUGUAUUGCUGAACCUUUUUUUCGGUCUUAAGCUGGUGCGGGAACGUGCGCUUUCUGGGCGACUUGUGCCGACCUAUUGAGCUUAUCACUCCACACGACUGGCCUAGUGCCUUUUCGUCCCGUUUAUUGAGCCGCCAAGCGCACCAGCCAUCGCUUGCGAAAUACCAGGUGGCAAUCGGGUGACGCGCGCUGCCUAUAUAGCCAUUUAUUUUAUCGUGACCGUCAUUAGUACUCGAGCCGCAAGUUCGUCGAGACCCCGGGCAUUACGAUUGUUCGGGGCAUUAUUUUCUUCUCACGCCAUUUCAGAGGUGGUCAAAGUGAUCCUCUGCAGCUAAUGUGACCAUGGUAAAUUUCGACCACAGUGAAUCCGCCAUUUGCUCAAUGACCGCCUCGCUGCCGCUCACCUUGGAGCAGUGCUGGAGAGCACCAGACCACAUUUUUAGAACGCACAAAAGAAUUCGAAAUGCGAAAGAGUCUGUACCCCAUCUCACCAGCCCCGUGCAGUUCAAUGAAGCCUCGUAUCAGACAAUCGUAACGAUAAGCCGGGUUCUGGGAAGGGACGGGGACGCGCUCAUUGUGCGCCACUGAUCCUUCCGUGCUCUCAUUCAGUCCGGAGAAGAACCUUUCUGUAUUCUGGUUGGCUACCCGCAGCUUUCUCUACACUACACGGAGUUGGCGAGACAGUAGUGUAUAGGUGUGGUGCAUCAAUGAACAAGUUUAGCGAUCUCAGAGGUCAUGCUGGGAAGCAGGUUGUGCAUACCUCGGCCACAUUACACAAUUGUACAGGAACCACUGGUGAACAGCGCAGCUGAUUAAAAAUCACGCACGUGCUACAGACGUGCAACUGUUGUAAUGCCAGGGAUGUAUGCACUCGACAUUCACGAUGCUAACGAUGUCGUUUGUGGCACAGCCAAGCGGUGCACGUUCUGAAGACCAUGCUUUAUUGAACUGGGAUCAAGUGUAGGCGCAAUACCAGGGGCCGUAUUCUGAAACGUUCCACUUUGGCAAAAUUUCUUUUUUCGCUUUCAGGCGCGCGCUGAUUGGCUGGUUGAGCAAAAAUUGAAUGACGUCCGGCUCAACCAGCCAAUCAGCUCAUCCAAUUUUGCUAAAACAGCCAAUCAUCGCGCGCCUGAAAGCGAAAAAGAAAUUUCGCCGACGUUUCAGAAUACGGCCCCAGGUCAUGGACACAACAAGGAACAACAGUGUGCUGUGUGCCUGUCCUUCUUUCUUGUGUCCAUGUCCUGGUGUUGCACUACACUUCAUCCCAAUUCAGUAUGGCUGACCAACAAGCCCACAUCGCUACCCUUGUCAAUCGUGCCUUCAACAUGAGUACGAAUGGUGGUCAAAAAUGUCCAAAGACCUGCAACUACCAUGUGGUGUCAUGUGAUGAUGUUUACAUGUUCUAUUGUUGCUGUUACAAUUGGAUGCUUGUUAAAGGGUACACCUUAAUUGGACUAAAUGUCUGCUACUUUUUUUUAUACAUUACUAGUGUGCAGUCCAUAAAGCCUGAUGUAAUGAAAGAAGUCCUCCAUUAAAGUGACACUAAAUGAAAAAUUUAUUUCAGCAGUGUCAGUAAAUUACCCUUCUGCAAUACCAAAAAAAAAAAUCCACUUUUAUUUCAAAGGAGGCUUGGCAAGCCAGAAAAGACGCAAUUAACACGAAAGAGUGGUGGCGACGAUACCUUGAAGUUCCCGCACCACCUCACCGUGAAAUCAAAUUUUGACAGCGUCUGCUCAGGCCCAGUUCAUUUCUUUUAUCGUUAAAGGUUCACUACACUGUAUUCUAAAGGAGCCGCAAACUGAACCUGGCAAGUUUCGAAAACGUUUAUUGAUCCACAACCGUUCAAAUACGAGAAAACAGAUUGAAAUCUGUGGCGUCACACUAAUGUGCCAGCUCUUGGGUUUCAGUGCAAAAUUUAAAAAAUGAAACCUUCAUCUUCAUUUUCUCUUUUAUUAAUCAGGCUAUAUUACAGCACAGUUAAUGAAAAUAGUGUUUUAAAGAAUACUUUAUCAAUCUAAGCUGAUUUAAUUUUUCUCUUUGGUGUCCCUUUAAUGUUGCCAAAUUACACCUGGUGCAACAAUCUGCCGAUUUUAGGGCAUGAAAAAACAGUGAAACGAGCCCAUCAAAUGUUGUAAUGCGCAAAAUGCUAUGCAGUGUAACUGUCGAAGGGUCAGUAAAAUAUGAGUUAUGCAUGAUAAAUAGAUGACCCGCAUCUCAAUCUUCCUUUCAGUGCCACCACGUGUUGCGUAACUAUUGGUUCAAUGAAACUUUCUAAUUUCUGCAUAUUCAAACUUAAGCCUUUGCUUUUCCACUUAAUUACUGACAAUAAGCACACAUGUAUGCAUAGAGAAAAAAAAAAGAGAAACAAUGUUUUUAAAACAAAAUAUGAAGCUCAUAUUUUACUGGCACUAACACAGCUUUCGUGUUGGAGUAUUUGUGGAUGUCAAGAAAAAAUGCAAUGUUUUGGUCAUGCCAAAGAAUUUACUGUUCCAAGACAAAAUGUGUUAUAAGAGUUAUAAGACAGCACACAUGCUCCUGUACUUAAGUGUAUUAGUCACCUAUAGCUUAGCAACAAAUGUAACUGCACUGCAAAGUAGUUGUAAAAUAUUUGGACAAUAAAUAUAUUUUUGUUUGUUACAAU